Messenger RNA from Andrographis paniculata, 1575 nucleotides. RefSeq lists its product as uncharacterized. Lineage: Eukaryota; Viridiplantae; Streptophyta; Magnoliopsida; Lamiales; Acanthaceae. The record is from RefSeq and is a predicted model, not a curated record. Gene Ontology annotation, cellular component: cytoplasm. Gene Ontology annotation, molecular function: magnesium ion binding; 5'-nucleotidase activity. The coding region runs from base 17 to 1078 and encodes 353 amino acids. The transcript is spliced from 11 exons.
AAGUAACUCUCAUCUCAUGAGUUACUGGAUGCGCAACGCCUUUCUCCCCCACUCUCUCCCUCUCUGCUCUUGGGCUGCCUUUCCCAAUCAUCUCCCUGAUUUCGUCUCCUUUCCUUUCAGAAGCUAUUGCGGUGUCAGAAACUAUCAAGGUGAAACAAUGGAGCACGUUGUGUUUGAUGGUGCUGAAGUAAUGGUGGGCGACCCUCAAUCGCUUCAGAAGAAGAUAUCCUCCAUUCGGAAAGACGGUCCUUUGAAACUUCAGGUUAUUGCAGAUUUUGAUGCUACACUAACAAAGUAUUGGGUUGAUGGUCAGCGAGGGCAUAGUAGCCAUGGCCUUUUGCAACAAGGGAAUCCUGAGUAUGAUCUCAAGAGGCAGGAAUUAUAUGAAUAUUAUCAUCCAUUAGAAAUAGACCCAACAAUUCCACUUGAUGAGAAAGCCAAACUUAUGGAAGAAUGGUGGGGGAAAACACAUGGUCUUCUUAUGGAGGGAGGACUCAACUAUGAUGCUAUAAAGAGCUCUGUGACCAAAUCAAGGAUUGCAUUCAGAGAGGGUGUUAUUGAACUUUUUGAAUUGCUAGAGAAGAAUAAUGUUCCCAUCCUCAUAUUUUCUGCUGGCCUUGCAGAUAUUAUCGAAGAGGUUCUGAGGCAGAAACUUCAUCAAUCCUUUAAGAAUGUCAGAAUUGUAUCCAACAGAAUGGAGUUUGAUGACAGCGGUAGCCUUGUAUCAUUUAAAGGGAAGACAAUCCAUGUAUUGAAUAAGAACGAGCAUGCAAUUGACAUGGCUGGACCAAUGGAUGAUCAGUUGGGUGAUGCUGAUGCAUUGAUUGAUGACAUGUCCUCUGUUAAAUCGAGAACUAAUGUACUACUACUCGGUGAUCACAUUGGAGACCUGGGAAUGUCUGAUGGCUUGAUCUACGAUACAAGAAUAUCGGUUGCUUUCCUAAAUGACAACAUUGACAGUUCCAGUGAUAGCUAUAGGAAUGCUUUCGAUGUUGUGUAUAUGAAUGACGCAUCGAUGUGGGGAGUUGUUAAAUUAGCCUCUCAGCUUUGUUCAACCAUUGUUGGCAAUGGCAGUUGAGUUCCCAGAUAUCAUCCAUAUAUCCACAAGAUUAGGGUUGACCAAUCGUGGCGAUGGAAUUGUUAAUAAAAGAGUGUGCCCAGGUAAAAAAGCAUGGCUGCUUUCUUUUAACAAAAAUUUUCUAACGCAUUUUCUAAAAGAAAGUUAGAAAGUUUAGGGUGUGUUUGGUUGGGGCUUUGGAUUUUGAGUUGGGAUUUGAAUAGUAAAAAUUUUGAAUUUGAAUAGUUGUAUAAUAGGUGUUGACGUGAUGUUUUGGAAUGUAAAAUUGAUUUUUAGUAUAAUAUAAAAAAUGAAAAAUAUGUGUUUGAUUUGAUAUUUUUUGGGAAAGAAAAUAGGAUGAAUAAUGUAUUUAAAAUCCAAUCCCCAAACAAACACACCCUUAAUGUAUUAUAUAUAUUUUUUCUUUUUAUAUUAUCUACACUAUCUUCAAUAUUUUAUAUUAAAAAUAUCAAAAUACAACAAACAUACCCUUGAUAUCUCUAGUACUAAAAGAAAUA